AUGGGUCAGAAACUGUCUUGCGUUAGCAAAGCUCAAACAGCUGAAGUCGGAAGGAAGAAGCCCAAGAAACAAAAGGGAAAGCAUAUAAUCGUUGAUGAUCAAAUAAACGCACAGUCUGCACAACAACAAGAUGCCGCAGUCCCCGAGAAAGUAGUCUUCCUGGAUCCUGCACCAAACAGUUACAUCCUUCCGGUAACUAUCCCAGACUGCAAGAGGGCUAAAGAUGGAACUCGUAUUCAGCCCACCCCUGAAAUAAACGCACAGUCAAAGCGUCCAGGCUCUGAAGUUGUCAGCAAUGCACCUCGAUUACACACAGAACAACCAGUAGACCCUGAAGCACGUCGAUUAGCCCAAGGUCGUGCUCGGCCUGCUUGCUGGAAAGACCUCUACUGGCAUCUAAUAGGUUCAAGACAUCUCAAAACGGACGAGGAAAAAGUUCGAGCCCUCUUCACUUGGCUCUGUUCAGCACCUCCGGACUUGAAUCCCUUUCCAUCAUCAGACGCGGAAGAAAAUGAUGUCUAUCUGAAGACGAAAUCGAAAGGAAAAUAUCCCAUUGAUUCGCCUGAUGUUGUCCUACAGAAACUCGUCGAAGGAAAAGCCAAUUACGUUCAAGCGUUUGAAUCAAUGCUUCGAUACUCUGGCGUUCCUUGUGUCACAGUUUGCGGUAUCGCCAAGAGCAUGGACUACAAAGUCGGUCAAUCACUCAUGGAAAAAGAUAAACCGCUUUUCCACCCAGAAACUGGAGCCAUUGCAUCACACAUCUCAAGCCUGCAACACAGCUGGAACGCGGCGUACGUGGAUGGCACUUGGCGUCUUUACGAUUGCACAUGGGCUGCCCAACGACUGGCUAUGGCCUCAGGUGGUGCUGUCCGUGAUGGACAAGUCCCACUUGGAAAGUCUUCACAAGCUGUCACGCUGCAGUACGAGACGGAUAUGUUUUACUAUCAAGUGGAUCCUACCAAACUUAUCUACACUCAUUAUCCAUUCGAAGAUGCUUGGCAACUUAUUGAUCCUUCUGUCUCCAUUGUUAGCUUCGCAACUUGGCCUCUCCUAAAACCUGCCUUCUUCCAGUACGGACUUAGUCUAUUUUCCUACCAAGAAGGCAUUAUUGCCGUGGAGAAUCUACUUGUUCUGAAAUUGAAAAUCCUUCCGGAAAAUAUUGGCAAACUGCUCUUCACUUAUCAACUAAAUUUGGAGGGCUUUGGAAAUAUUGAUAUGGGAUCAAGCAAGACGCGGUUUGGAAUGCACGAAAUCACACCGGAAGAAUCCUGCGUUGUGUUCCGCUUCCGUUUACCGAAGAAGGGAGAUUACAACCUUGUCAUCUAUGCUAGACAUGCUGGAGAGCAGCUCUUCUCGGAUGUUUGUGAGUACCGAGUGACAGCAAAAGGAAAGGAGGGAGACGACAGUUCUCUUGCUGCCCUCCCGUUUCCUCCCACUGCACAAGCCAAUUAUGGACCAACGGAAAAGGCAGUGGAAUUUGGACUGGAAACACUUCCUCGAGGAAUGCAUCCAUUGAUCAAGAGUCCCAAAGGAACUGUGGAGAUUCGUUUCAUUGCUGCCGAAGUGGAGAAUCCCAUUCCGCGCUUAACAGCACGUUUGAAAUCCCUCUCUGUAAAACCGGAGUUACUGGAAAAUUGUGUUCUAUUGAGAGAUAUAGAAGCCUCGAUGCCAACAACUGGAGUCUCUGUUCUUACUGGCACUGGACCCUGUGUGCCAAUGUCGGUUCUCAAUGCUUACCUCCCUGAAGCGGGAGAAUAUGCGCUUGAGGUGUAUGCGGCACCGGCUGGAUCUGAUGACAUGACGGAGCAAACUCCUUACCAUCUGGCUUGGCAAUUCCUCAUUGAAGCUGAGACAGGGAAGCCUCUUUCCAUGCCCCUUCUCAGUCGUCUAGCUACAAUAAACCUGGGACCGCAGGAUGACACCUGGCAGAAGUUGGGCUUCCGCACUCUCAGUCAUCCCGACCCCCUUGUUCGCGUUCGAACGGCCGGUCGCACAGGAUCUGAACGAUUGUUGAGGUUGAAGAACAAAUCCCACUUACUGCAACGCUUCAUGGGCUCCCAGGGUCUCCAGCCACAAGUGGCUGAUGAAGCAGCUACAGGUGAAGAACCAGAAGCGGCACAAAAAAGUGAUGAUGCUCCAGUAAAUAUGGAACCUGGAAAGAUUGAUAGGGAAGCCUGUGAUUUGGUAAUCAUUCUGGGAAUGUCAGAGGUGCAGAAGAUCUGCCUAAUCAGUCAACUUGUUGAUAUUUCAGGAGAAGAAGAAGAGGAUGUUACAGGAUACUUGCUUCAAAAAGCGAAUACUCUUGAAGAUGAUGAACCUCAAGCUGGUGAUAGAUCAAGCACUCUGAGUCGGGAUAUUCCAUCGCAAUUGGUUAAUCUUCUUAUUCGAAUUCCCAAGGGUGGUUCAUUCUACAAACUCUAUCUCUACGCCGUCCCCAUGGAGCAGAACAUAGCAGGCUCCAUUCCUCUUGUCUUUACCUACUUGAUCGAUGCCCCACUUCGUUUGAGUGCUGUGGAAAGCCCGUACAUCGGAACUAUUGAUGGUGAAUUUCCUGAAAAGAUUGAAAAGCGCCAGGCUGCAGAACAAGCUGUUGCCGGAAAGGCCUAA
This is a messenger RNA of Rodentolepis nana, 2607 nucleotides long. NCBI's taxonomy places the organism in Eukaryota, Metazoa, Platyhelminthes, Cestoda, Cyclophyllidea, Hymenolepididae. The record is from the annotation of a GenBank genome assembly.